Molecule: messenger RNA, 1053 nt
Organism: Exserohilum turcica Et28A
Lineage: Eukaryota; Fungi; Ascomycota; Dothideomycetes; Pleosporales; Pleosporaceae
Exons: 1
Coding region: 1-1053 (350 amino acids)
Molecular function (GO): FAD binding
Source: RefSeq, a predicted model, not a curated record
AUGUCGCCAUCCACAGCUCCUCAACUAAAAGUCCUCGUCAAUGGGGCUGGCAUUGCCGGUUCAUGCUUCGCCUACUGGCUGGCUAGAACGCGCCUCAAUGCCUCCAUCACCGUGCUCGAACGGUCUCCCGCCCCAAGACCAACAGGCCAAUCCAUCGAGAUUCGAGGCUCGGCCAUUUCCAUUGUGGAGAAGAUGGGCCUGCUCCCGGCGGUGCUGGCGCGCAACACUACCGAAGAGGGAACACGCAUCGUCGAUACAUCCAACAAGAUUAUUGCCGAGUUUGGCAAAGGAUCCCAAUUCACAUCCGAGUACGAGAUUCUGCGCGCAGAACUAUGCGAAAUCUUCCUCGAAGCAACCAAGAACAUGGCAAACGUCGAGUACAGGUACGGCGACUACGUGACAACAGUGACGCAAACCGAGAAAGAAGUACAAGUGGGAUUCCACAGCGGCGCCAGCGACACCUUCGACCUGAUCGUGGGCGCCGACGGCUCAGCAUCCAAGAUCCGGUCGCUGGUUCUCAGCGAGGAAGUGCGAAGGAACAGUUACAAUUUCAUCGGUCAAUACAUUGCCUACUUUAGCAUUCCGCGCCAGCCCACCGACACAAAGCACUGGUACUGGUACAAUGCUCCAAAGGGUCUCGGCCUCAUGACGCGGCCGCGUCGCAACGACAAAACAGUAGGAUGCUACGUGAUUAUCACGACGCCCGCGCAUGGACACCGCGACCCAGAAGCUGAGAAAGCAAUGGAUGAGGGACCGGACGCCCAAAAGGCGCUGCUACACAAGUACUUUGGCAAUGCAGGGUGGCAGGCCCAGCGCAUCCUAGCGGGUAUGGAUAGCUGCGACGACUUCUACAUGAGCAGAGCAGCCUACGUCAAGCUGCCGACAUGGACAAACCAUCGCGCCGUGCUACUUGGCGACGCCGCACACGCAACCUUUGGCGUAGGCACCACGCUCGCCGUCCAAGGCGCGUAUUUCCUCGCUGGCGAGCUGUCCAAGAUCCACUCUUCAAACGACAUCCCCGCGGCGCUGAACAGAUACGAGGAGGCGUUUUGA